Messenger RNA from Drosophila hydei, 444 nucleotides. RefSeq names its product endocuticle structural protein SgAbd-6 (gene Cpr78E). NCBI's taxonomy places the organism in Eukaryota, Metazoa, Arthropoda, Insecta, Diptera, Drosophilidae. Gene Ontology annotation, molecular function: structural constituent of chitin-based larval cuticle. The coding region runs from base 18 to 434 and encodes 138 amino acids. Gene Ontology annotation, cellular component: chitin-based extracellular matrix. The transcript is spliced from 2 exons. The record is from RefSeq and is a predicted model, not a curated record.
GUGGAACGAAUAGCAACAUGUUGAAGCUUCUACUUAGCAUUUUUGGACUGUGCCUGAUUGGGGCCUUGGCUCUUCCCGGCGAUGUGCGUCCGAGCUCGACGGUGCCGCCCGUGGCCAUUGUGGAGUCUGGUCAGGAGAAGAAUGACGAUGGCUCAUACCAUUUCUUCUACCAGAGCGAGGAUGGCACACAUCGCGAAGAGACGGGUGUUGUGCAGAACCCAGGCACCAAGACGGAAUUCCUCGAGGUGAGCGGCUCCUAUUCGUACUUGGAUGCCGAUGGCAAAGAGGUGGUGGUGCACUAUAAGGCCGACGAUCAUGGAUUUGUGCCCGAGGGCAACAAUAUAUCGCCACAGAUCUCGGUCUCGGCCAAGCAGAACAGCGAGCAGAAGGAGCCCAUCCCCGACACGGACUACAUUAAGCCGCCAAAAUAUUAAUAAACUCUGA